AUGGUGGAACAACUGAUCAGCAUUUUUUUCCUAUUCACGAUUGUAAUUUAUUUGGUUCUUUCGGAAGAUAAUUGCCGAAUACUGCAGUUUUUGGAUGCCAAAGAUGGCUCAGCGCUGGAAAAACACGAUUGCAGAGUUCAGUGUUAUCUGGAGAACCCAUGCGUAUCGUACAACUUUGGAAAGAGAGUAGCAGGAGAUGAGGUCUGUGAAUUAAACAAUUCGACAGACAUACAACAUCCGGACGAUUUAAAGCCGAGAGUGAAUUUCGUUUAUCGUGGAGCUGAGAACUCAUGUGGAACCACGCCUUGUAUGAAUGGUGGGACAUGUCAAUCCGGGUUUUUACCACACGGGUACCGCUGCCUUUGUGCUGCAGGCUUUACUGGGUUAAAAUGCGAAACAGAUAUAGACGAUUGCAGCGCUAAUCCGUGUCACAAUGGAGGAUCAUGCCGAGAUCUUGUCAAUGGGUUCAAGUGUGACUGCCCUGAGGGGUACCUUGGAACUCUGUGUGAUACAGCUCCCUCAGAAUGCAAUCAGUACAAGAUUCUGAAUGACUCCGAUCGACACAGCGAUUUUGGUCGCGGUGACCGAAAAUGUGAUAAAAAUUUGACAGAAGACUGGUACAGAUUCUCGGCGGGGGCUGGAACGAGUAUACCUACUCACUGCCUACCGCACCAUAGAUGUGGAACGGACUUGCCUGGGUGGAUGGUCGGAGCAUACCCAACAGUUAACGAAGGAGUGGUUUCCAGAAAAGUUUGUUUUCAUGGCUAUCGUUACUGUUGUCACCGCCACAUUAUGAUCAAAGUACGGAAUUGCAGCUCUUUCUUUGUAUACAGACUGAAACCGGUCCAAGUUUGUGCCAGCCGAUACUGCGGAAAAAGCUAG
Messenger RNA from Pocillopora verrucosa, 882 nucleotides. Lineage: Eukaryota; Metazoa; Cnidaria; Anthozoa; Scleractinia; Pocilloporidae. The record is from RefSeq and is a predicted model, not a curated record.